AUGCCAUUUCUUGGGAGAGCUUUCCAUAUCAGUGUGGACCUUGUAUUGGCAUCAGCAUUUCUUGCGGGCAUCAAAAGAUCAACUGGUUUAACUCCAAACUUGGACCAAUUCGAUGACAACCUCAUCAAGGAAUACGGUGCCAAAUACUUGAAUGUCGGUGAAUAUGUUUUUGAUGCUUCUGUCGGGUACUUCACUACCAGUACUUACUUCAAGAGAAAGUAG
Messenger RNA from Saccharomycopsis crataegensis, 222 nucleotides. RefSeq names its product mitofissin (gene ATG44). NCBI's taxonomy places the organism in Eukaryota, Fungi, Ascomycota, Saccharomycetes, Ascoideales, Saccharomycopsidaceae. The record is from RefSeq and is a predicted model, not a curated record. The transcript is spliced from 3 exons. The coding region runs from base 1 to 222 and encodes 73 amino acids. Gene Ontology annotation, cellular component: cytoplasm.